Carassius gibelio (silver crucian carp) is the source of this 805-nucleotide messenger RNA. RefSeq names its product parvalbumin beta. Gene Ontology annotation, cellular component: nucleus; cytoplasm. Lineage: Eukaryota; Metazoa; Chordata; Actinopteri; Cypriniformes; Cyprinidae. Bases 109 to 438 code for a protein of 109 amino acids. The transcript is spliced from 5 exons. Gene Ontology annotation, molecular function: calcium ion binding. The record is from RefSeq and is a predicted model, not a curated record.
ACUGGCUGAAGGUAUAUAAGGGGGAGACCAGGGCCCCGGAGAUCACUGCAGUUCACAGCUCGAGUCUUCUGAAACUACCUUCAGCACCAAAAGACAAAAGAGCUAAAGAUGGCAUUCGCCGGAGUCCUGAGCGACGCUGACAUCACUGCAGCACUGGAGGCAUGCAAGGCUGCUGACUCCUUCAACCACAAGACUUUCUUCGCCAAGGUGGGUCUGACCAGCAAGUCUGCUGAUGACGUGAAGAAGGCUUUCGCAAUCAUCGAUCAGGACAAGAGUGGCUUCAUUGAGGAGGAUGAAUUGAAACUGUUCCUGCAGAACUUCAAGGCUGAUGCCAGGGCACUGACUGACGGCGAGACCAAGACUUUCCUGAAGGCUGGAGAUUCUGAUGGCGACGGCAAGAUCGGAGUUGAUGAGUUCACUGCCUUGGUUAAGGCAUAAAUUGCUUCUGACCAACAACACCUCUUGCUCUGAAGGAACAACUUUGCCCAAGACCUCCCAUUUUCAUCUUACUAUAAAUAAUUUUUAUACUCAUGAUGCUUAUGAGAAGUUUCCUCCCAUGCAGCACACUGUCAAAAAACGAUGACUGUGAAUGUAGCGGUUGUGUCUCCUGUCUUAAAUAUGAACUUUGCUUACUGUAAAAUCUGAUGCACUUUUACGGGAACGGACGAUACGAAAAGAAUAAAUAUUCUUUUUCAAUAUAGACCUCUUUUCGUUUCUUCUUGUAGAUCUGCUGUGCACUCCAGCUGUAUGCAGAACGUUUAUAUCCACAUUUCCAUUGCAGUCAAAAUAAAAUAAAAUCAAACUA